This is a messenger RNA of Punica granatum (pomegranate), 865 nucleotides long. The record is from RefSeq and is a predicted model, not a curated record. Lineage: Eukaryota; Viridiplantae; Streptophyta; Magnoliopsida; Myrtales; Lythraceae.
UUUAGGUCACUUUAAAUAGAUGAGCAGUGAAGUGUGAAGUAUCAAACCCUAUUUUCUUCCAUUUGUGGGCACAUCUCUUUUAUUGUAGGCAACUGUUUUGAAGAGAAAGAAGCUAAUGGAGGCUCACAGGGACAGAGAAACAUGUGCAAACGUAGUAGUAGAAGAAGAAGAAGAUGAUGAUGAUAACAAUGUUGAUGAAAGUGCCGAUAAGGAUGUGCUCAAGAGAAGAAUAUCGACUCAUCCACUCUUCGGGGAACUCGUGAGAAUUCACCUCGACUGUUUGAAGGUAGGGGUAGUUGGUGAAGCACGUGGCGAUCAUUAUCGGAUGAGGAAUCAACAGCAUAUCAUAGAGUAUAACAAGUCCUCACGGAGAAUGCUUCAUCACUCAGAUCUUGACCAGUUCAUGGAAGCGUACUGUGUGGCAUUGAGCAAGCUGAGGGACGCAAUGGAGGAGCCUCAGCAUGAGUCAAUGGCUUUCAUCAGCAGCAUGCAUUCGCAGCUUCAGGAGAUGACUGGAGUCCCAAUUGCCCAUUCUGAUACUCCCCCUCCUCUUCCUCCUCGUCCCACCUCUUCUGGUUAAUUAUAAUAAUUAAUCGACGUGAUUAGAUACUUAAAACAUCUAAUUAUUAGUUAACCAGCUCCCGGACUUAUUUCGUCGGGUAAUUUUCAGCACAGGCCGAGCGGAACUGCUAAUUAAGUUUGUAGUGUAUGUUCGGUACCUGAUGAAAAGUUCGCGCAUAAUUUGGAUAUGUAGGAUCAUCUUAAUACUUUCGGUUAUUGACUUUCCCUAUUCAAAAUACUUAUCCCAUUGGUUAACGUGUAUAAGCCCGCUCUCAUGCGGGAAGCUUUAUUUGCCAGAUCUUUA